AUGGCUCAAGCCGCUAGUACCAAAGUAACCCAGCCGGAAUGGCAGGUCCCAAAACCUCUGGUCGAGGAGCCCGUUCUCAAAGUCUACAACUCGUUGACCCGCAAAAAGGCAAUCUGCUAUCUGACACAGGAUCCCUUUGUACCUCUCAAGGGACGUCAGGUCGACUGGUACAACUGUGGACCUACCGUCUAUGACUCGGCACAUAUGGGACAUGCUCGAAACUACCUCACUCAGGAUAUCAUUAGGAGGAUCUUGAGAGAUUUCUUUGCCUACGACGUCAACUUUGUCCAGAACGUGACCGACUUGGACGACAAGAUCAUUGUCAGGGCAAGGGAACAGCAUCUUCUCAAAGCUUUCCGAGAUGCCAACCCUACCCUGUCGGAAACCUUGAAAGGCGACAUCAAGACCGCCUUUUCCGCCUACUUGAGCUCGAAACUCUUGAAAGUACUCAAAGAGACCGAUGCGCCUCAGCAGGGUGAGACCGAGCUUGCGACUCUGGAUAGGUUGUUCAAGAAGGAUCAGUCGGAUGCGGCGUGGGCGAAGGAGAUGAGGGAGAAGGAAGAAAAGUUUGGGUUGAUUUUGGGCAGCCUUCAAUCCGCCAAGGCGGGCAUCGAGACCGCAAAAGAUGCCAACGAGGCCAUCGAUAUGGCCAAAGAUGUUCUCUCAUGGUAUCUUGACAAAAAGGACGGACACACCGUCACCGAUCCUGCCAUUUUCCGUGCUUUGGCCGCUCAUUGGGAAGACUCUUUCAACUCGGACAUGCGCAAGCUUCGAAUUUUGCCACCCGACACGGUCACCCGAGUUUCGGAAUACGUUCCUGAAAUCGUCAGCUUCGUCGAGAAGAUCAUCGAAAACGGGUUCGCUUAUGUUCAGGAGGGAAACGUCUGGUUCGACGUCGAAGCUUUCGAGGGCGCCAAGAAUGGAAAGGGCAAGGAAAAGGAGGAGGACUUCGAGCACGUCUAUGCCAAGUUGGCACCGUGGAGCAAGGGCAACAGGGAAUUGUUGGAGGAGGGUGAAGGCUCGCUAACGACAGGUCGAACGAAACGUUCCUCGGCCGACUUCGCGCUUUGGAAGUCUUGCAAGCCUGGCGAGCCCACUUGGCCUUCGCCCUGGGGUCCCGGACGACCUGGGUGGCACAUCGAGUGCUCGGUGAUGGCUAGCGAAGUGCUCGGGCGACGGAUGGAUAUUCAUUCCGGUGGAGUGGAUUUGAUGUUCCCUCACCAUGACAACGAGAUUGCGCAAUCAGAGGCAUACCAUGACUGCCGCCAAUGGGUCAACUACUUCCUGCAUACCGGUCACUUGCACAUUCAAGGACUCAAAAUGAGCAAAUCGCUCAAAAACUUUAUCACAAUAGAGGAAGCACUACAAACCUGGAGCCCAAGACAACUUCGAUUGGCCUUCAUGAUGCAAACGUGGAGUUCGAAGAUGGACCUGACAGACGGCACGCGGACGGGAAUGGAAAAUAUCGAGGAGACCUUCAACAACUUUUUCCGGAAAGUGAAAGCCAAAGUCGCCGACUUUGAGAACACUCUAGCGCCAUCAGAUGGAUAUCAUUACCAUGAAGACCUUGAGAAGCGCUUGCUGGAAGACCUGCACAAGUCCCAGCACAGCCUACGAGUAGCCCUUUGCGACUCGUUCAACACACCAGAAGCGCUUAUCGUGCUCACAGAGCUGGUCAGCUCCGCGAACGUGUAUCUGCAAGCUCGGCCAAGGCCUCGUAAUAUCGAGCCCGUCAAAUCUGUGGCUCAGUGGAUCACCAGGAUGCUCAAGAUGUUUGGACUCGGUGAAGGUGCUGCGAUUCAUCAGGACGGUGCGAUCGGGUGGGGAGAAACGAUGAAGGCUGGACAGGAGGAGGAGACUACCGUUGACCGGGAAGCCAUCCUCAUGCCAUAUUUACGCACAUUGUCCACCUUCCGUGAUGAUCUCCGAAAGCUGGCCUUGGGAGGUGCUACCGGAAAAGACUUUUUGGAACUCUGCGACCGACUGAGAGAUAACGAAUUGGUUGAUCUCGGUGUCGCCUUGGAUGACCAAGAAGAUGGACAUGCUCUAGUCAAACUCGCUCCCGCCGAUGAUCUGCGUCGAGCUAGAGAUGAGAAGAAGGCAGCGAUCGAAGCCAAGCUCGCACGAAAGGCGGCCGCCGCCGCUGCAGAGGAGCAGAAGCGUCUGGCCAAGCUAGAAAAGUCGAAGAUAUCGCCGCUCGAGAUGUUCAGGCCGCCACAUGUGGACGCAGGUCUUUACACAGCGUGGGACGAAAACGGUCUUCCGACCAAGGAUGACAAGGGUGAAGAUGUUACGAAAGCUAAAAGUAAAAAGCUGAAGAAGGAAUGGGAUGCUCAGGCCAAGGCGCAUGAGGAGUGGAAGAAGAUUGUUGGCACGGGCGAGGUCGUUGAAGGCAGCUUGUGA
Molecule: messenger RNA, 2403 nt
Organism: Filobasidium floriforme
Lineage: Eukaryota; Fungi; Basidiomycota; Tremellomycetes; Filobasidiales; Filobasidiaceae
Product: tRNA synthetases class I (C) catalytic domain-containing protein
Exons: 12
Coding region: 1-2403 (800 amino acids)
Biological process (GO): cysteinyl-tRNA aminoacylation
Cellular component (GO): cytoplasm
Molecular function (GO): cysteine-tRNA ligase activity; ATP binding
Source: RefSeq, a predicted model, not a curated record